Messenger RNA from Doryrhamphus excisus (bluestripe pipefish), 2755 nucleotides. RefSeq names its product monoacylglycerol lipase ABHD2. Gene Ontology annotation, cellular component: sperm plasma membrane; sperm flagellum. The record is from RefSeq and is a predicted model, not a curated record. Gene Ontology annotation, molecular function: monoacylglycerol lipase activity; acetylesterase activity. Lineage: Eukaryota; Metazoa; Chordata; Actinopteri; Syngnathiformes; Syngnathidae. Gene Ontology annotation, biological process: medium-chain fatty acid biosynthetic process; acylglycerol catabolic process; sperm capacitation.
UGGAGCUGUCAGUGUGGCGUCUUCCUGCUGCUGUUAUGUGUGUCGCCUAUAGCUUUUACUCCGAAUGAGACAGCGUCAAACACAGCGGACAAAAAUGGCACAAAACGGCGCAAACUUAACGAGCAAAUGAUUCAAGGCGGGUAUAAAUAAGGCCUUGAUUUUUUUAGCGGAUUUCUAUCGGCUGUGGGUCCGCCGACCACAUCACUGUCACUUCAUUUAUUGCAUUUCCGCACUUACGGAGAAAACGUGUUUGUUGCAACCACCUUUUAAUACAAAGCAAUCAUGAACACCCACAAGUCAGACGUGCACACCAUCUCUCCGGAGCUGCCAGCGAUGUUCGAUGGCAUGAAGUUGGCGGCCGUGGCGACGGUACUCUACAUCAUUGUACGCUGCCUGAACCUCAAGAGCCCCACCGCGCCCCCUGACCUCACCUACCAGGACACACCCCUCAACCACUUCCUGCUCAAGUCCUGUCCUCAGCUGACCAAAGAGUACAUUCCUCCCUUGCUGUGGGGCAAGAGCGGGCACCUCCAAACCGCCCUCUACGGGAAACUGGGCCGGGUGAGUGCACCUCAUCCCAGCGGGAUCAGGAAGUACUUGCCUAUGCAGGAUGGGGCCACUGCGACCUUUGACCUCUUUGAGCCGACAGGGGACCAUCGAAUGGGAGAUGAUAUCACGAUGGUGAUAUGUCCCGGCAUCGGUAACCACAGCGAGAAGCACUACAUCCGAACCUUUGUGGAUUACGCCCAGAAGGACGGCUACCGCUGUGCUGUACUCAACCACCUCGGGGCUCUACCCAACAUUGAGCUCACCUCACCACGCAUGUUUACCUAUGGGUGCACAUGGGAGUUUGCUGCCAUGGUCGGGUACAUCAAACGGGCGUAUCCUCAGACCCACCUCAUAGUGGUGGGCUUCAGUCUGGGUGGAAACAUUGUCUGCAAGUUCCUGGGUGAGAACAUGUCCAAUCAGGAGAGAGUGCUCUGCUGCGUCAGCGUCUGUCAAGGUUACAGCGCUUUCAGUGCCCAGGAAACAUUCCUGCAGUGGGAUCAGUGCAGACGCUUCUAUAACUUCCUCAUGGCCGAUAACAUGAAGAAAAUAAUCCUCUCUCACAGACACAGUUUAUUUGGAGGAAACUCCGCCAAAGUAAUGGAUGCAGACCUGAGUCGGCUGUACACGGCGACAUCACUCAUGCAGAUCGACGAUAACAUCAUGAGAAAAUUCCACGGUCACAGCUCUCUCAAAGAGUAUUACGAGAAGGAGAGUUGUGUCCAUUAUAUUCACAAUGUAAACGUACCACUGCUGCUUGUCAACUCGGCCGAUGAUCCUCUGGUUCACGACUCUCUGCUCAAAAUCCCUCGCACACUCGCAGAGAAGAAGCCGAACGUCAUCUUUGCCUUGACGCUCCACGGCGGGCACCUGGGCUUCUUCAAGGGCGCGGUGCUCUUCCCCAAGCCCCUCACCUGGAUGGACAAAGUGAUCGUGGGCUACGCCAACGCCAUAUGCCAAUGGCAGAAGCAGAAACCGCCGUGCCAAAGCGACCCGCUGAACCUCGUCUCCAUGGCAACUAAGAGCAGGAACAACUAAGGUGGGACAUGACCUUCUGGUUCCAUCGCAACCAAACGUGAGCACACCCCAGUAGAGUAGUUAAAGUCCAUCCUCACCGCCGGGUCCAGCCUUCUGAACCAAUGCAACGUCCGUGUGGCGUUUACUGUACGUUAGCCCCAACUACGCCGGCCGGGUCUCGGAGUUAUGAUUCUGUGGAAUAUAGAAAUAAUUCGUUCAUUCAUUCAUUUUCUACCGCAAGGGGUGCUGGAGCCUAUCCCAGCUGUCUUCGGGCAAGCCAGUCAAUCACAGGGCACAUAUAGACAAACAACCAUUCACACUCACAUUCAUACCUAUGGACAAUUUGGAGUCGCUAAUUAACCUAGCAUGUUUUUUGGAAUGUGGGAAGAAACCGGAGUACCCGGAGAAAACCCACGGGGAGAACAUGCAAAUUUCACACAGCGAUGGCCGAAGGUGGAAUCGAACUCGGGUCUCCUAGCUGUGUGGACUGUGUCCGAACCAUUCGGCCUGAAAUGUAUCAAAUAUUUUUUUUUACAUUUUCUUAUCCUCACAAGGGUCGCAGGGGGGUGACGGAGCCUAUCCCAGCGGUCUUUGGGUGAGCCAGCCAAUCACAGGGCACAUAUAGACAAACAACCAUUCACACUCACAUUCAUACCUAUGGACAAUUUGGAGUCGCUAAUUAACCUAGCAUGUUUUUUGGAAUGUGGGAGGAAACCGGAGUACCCGGAGAACAUGCAAACUGCCGUGCAGCCUCAAUAGUGUUGGCUGUUAACCAAAAAACGUGUUAACCAGGGCGGAUGUUAACCAAGGUUAGCAUUUUUUUUUUAACUUUGAAAAUUUAGGCCAGAAUUUUGUGUGCACUCAAGCCUACGUUUUGUUGGGAGGAAACCGGAGUACCCGAGAGAAAACAUGCAAACGCCACACAGAGAUAGCCGAAGGUGGAAUCGAACUCGGGUCUCCUAGCUGUGUGGACUUUGUGUAUCAAAUAUUUUUUCUAACAUUUUCUACCGCUUAUCCUCACAAGGGUCGCAGGGGGGUGACGGAGCCUAUCCCAGCGGUCUUUGGGUGAGCCAGCCAAUCACAGGGCACAUAUAGACAAACAACCAUUCACACUCACAUUCAUACCUAUGGACAAUUUGGAGUCGCUAAUUAACCUAGCAUGUUUUUGGAAUGUGGGAGGGGAACAUGCAAA